ACCGGGCCUGCGAUGGAUCUCAAUGUCGACCUGGGACCGAUGUCUCGCGACGACCACGCCGGUCGCGUCGUCGCUGGUCUGCGCUCCCUGUACGAGCAGGGCGAGCUCUGCGACGUGGUCCUUGUCGUGGCUGGGGAGUCGUUCCCGGCGCACCGGAGCGCGCUGGCGGCGGUCAGCUCCCAGUUUCACGACGUCCUGACCAAGCUUGGCUCCAGCGAGUGGUACGGCAGCGGCGCCGAGCCGAAGUCCCUCGUCGUGCAGCUCCCCGACAUAUCCCACCCUGAGGCCGUGAAGGCGAUGCUGGACUGCAUAUACUGCCCAGGCACGGACUACGCACCGAGCAGCGAUGCCGCCAAUCGUGACGUGCUCCGCCUGGCGCAGCGUUUCUGCAUCGACCAGCUGCAGGGCCUGGCCUCUCGAUGGUUGGCCACGGGCUUGUCCUCCGCCAACGUGCUCGAUCGCCUUCUGGCCUGCGAGGACUUCGCUCUCGCCAGUGUGCGCGACGGGAUCAUGGCGCAGCUCAUGAACAGCCCAGAGGAGCUGCUGGCGCUGGUCAAGGACCCGCAGAUCACCAAGGUGCCCGCGGUGCUGCAGGACCUCCUGGUUAGGAUCAUGUCCCUGCUCGUAGCGGACGCCAAGGCAGAGGCCCGGGCCGAGGCGAAGCAGCAGAGCGCCCCGCAGCGGGCGGGCCCCGGGCGGUCCGGGAGGAGGGCGGGGGCCUGA
Prorocentrum cordatum is the source of this 723-nucleotide messenger RNA. The record is from the annotation of a GenBank genome assembly. NCBI's taxonomy places the organism in Eukaryota, Dinophyceae, Prorocentrales, Prorocentraceae.